AUAGGUGGCGUUUCUCGGUUGAAGUACAGUUUACUCCUCCAACCGCGAGAGUACAAGUCACUUUGAGCGAUACAUAAAAGACCGGAUACUUCUCUCACGAUAUUUGGAGAGGUGUAGAAAGAUGGGGAAACACAACAGCAAGCUUGCUCCUGAGGUGCUAGAUGACUUGACCAAGAGUACAGAGUUCAACGAAGUUGAGCUGAAGCAGUGGUACAAGGGAUUCCUGAAGGACUGUCCAUCUGGCAUCCUCAAUCUGGAAGAGUUCCAGCAACUCUAUGUCAAGUUCUUUCCUUAUGGCGACGCUUCAAAAUUUGCCCAGCAUGCCUUUCGGACAUUUGACAAAAACGGUGAUGGUACCAUUGACUUCAGGGAGUUCAUCUGCGCACUCUCCAUCACUUCCAGGGGAAGUUUUGAGCAGAAACUCAACUGGGCCUUCAACAUGUAUGACCUGGACGGAGAUGGCAAGAUCACACGUAUGGAAAUGCUGGAGAUCAUUGAGGCAAUCUAUAAGAUGGUUGGCACGGUGAUCAUGAUGCGUAUGAACGAGGACGGGCUGACCCCACAGCAGCGUGUGGACAAAAUCUUCAGCAAGAUGGACAAGGACCACAACGAUGAGAUCACGCUGGAGGAGUUCAAAGAGGCGGCCAAGAGCGACCCCUCCAUUGUUCUUUUACUGCAGUGUGACAUGCAGAAAAACAGUGUGGAGAUCACAAGAACACAAGAAAGAGGGCUUCCAUAAUUUAUCGGUUAUUGCACAUAACAAUAAUUAUCUGCUUAUUGGUAUCAGCCAAAUAUUUAUACCAUGCAUCUUUUUCAUUUAUUUAUUUUUUUGCCCAGACUGAAAAUGACAGAACAGCAACAUGUGUAGUUACAAGUUGUGCCAGAGGAAGAGUAUUACAGAAUGUAUUGUAGAAAACACAGAGAGUUCAGGGCAGGACUGAAUCCUUUGACAUUUGUGGGUGCCUUCAUAUGCAGCGCUUUACCCCACUAGAUAACACUCCAGCGACUAAUACUGUCACAUCAGUGGAGUUUGAAUGCAUUGCCAUAAUCUGAUGAUACUAUCACGAAGCAUAGCCUUCUAAUUGUUAUUGGCCGAGAUAAAACUGAAAAGCCAUGGCUGAGUAAAAGGAUGAUAUUUCAUAACGGGUCAUGCCAGAGUAGCAUUUAUUAGCUAGAGAACUGACAAUAUAUGUACAUGAUGACAUUUUGUACAUAAUGCCUAUACACAUGCUUAAUAUGUACAUGUAAAUGUUUCUCUACCUAGAACUGCUUUCAUAAUCUGACACAGCUGCAGUGAUUUGUGUGCUAACACAAAAUACCUUACUAUACUUGCGUAUGUGGGUCUGUCUGUGGAAGAGGAAACUAAUGUGUGCAUUUUCUUCAUUAUAACCUGGUGUGAAAGCUGCAGUGUGUGAGUGUGCGAGUUCACGUAAGAGAACACAAAUGCCUCAACCUUUGUAUUAAUUCUUUCUUAUGAUCUUCACGCCAGUGCUAGGAGUAUUACGCCGUCGUGUUUGUUGUUACCUGGUGUGGCCGGUGAGCUGUUUUUUUUUUUGUCAUGAGAGCUUUAGUUUAAUUUAGUCUUCAUGAGUUCAUCUCUUAUUUCACAAGCUUUGCAGGUGUCACCCAAGAGGAUUUUAAUUGUAUGAAUAUUGUCAAUGUUAAACUACCUUUCUUUACUCUUGUAAUAUAAGUGGACACAAAUGUAAACCAGACGUAGAAUGUGUAGUUCUUGUCAAUGUUACUAUGCCGCAAUACUUACUACCAUGAGAAUACUGUUGCACUAUGUAGUGAGUAGAGGCAAUACAGCUUUAGUUUUAGACUGCCUCCCUGUGGUGAAAGAUGUUAAUUAACUUGGCCAAUUAACUUUAGCAGCAGAUCUUCAAACGCUAUGAUUUCACUCAGAACCAGGGCUGUCAGUCUCGCUAUAGUCUCUUUAUAGGGCCCAGGGGAAAGGGGCCCACCCAUAAAAUAUGUGAAUUUUAGCAGCAACCCUCUUGAAAUGAAUAGCUUACAAUUUGCUGAAAAUUUUGGUUUGGUUCCUUAUUGAAACAGAUUUGGAAAAAAUUUG
Messenger RNA from Sinocyclocheilus rhinocerous, 2071 nucleotides. Its product is annotated as visinin-like protein 1. The record is from RefSeq and is a predicted model, not a curated record. NCBI's taxonomy places the organism in Eukaryota, Metazoa, Chordata, Actinopteri, Cypriniformes, Cyprinidae. Bases 122 to 739 code for a protein of 205 amino acids. Gene Ontology annotation, molecular function: calcium ion binding. The transcript has 5 exons.